UGAUAAUUUAAGUCAUAAUAAAAUGAUCCAAAGGUUAAUGUCUUAUGGUAGAAUGUCUAAUGCAGGCUAAUAAGGUAUUAACAAUCUUAGUGAUUAUUUUAGUACUCUCAAAAUCACUGAAUAAAACAUCUAGAAGCUAUUUUAGUUCAGCACCUUAACAAGGAUCUUCAAACACUGAGCUUGUGAAAAUAUUUGUUGCAUUUUUUGGAAUAGUUGGUUUAGGUACUGGUGGAUAUGUAGCUUAUUAAAAUUCUUAACAAAAAUAAAAGUCUGAGGCUAAAGCAAAACCAACUCAUAUUUCAAAUUAAACUAUUGACAAUUUAAGAUAGAAAUCAAUUGAAAAUGAAGAGUAAAAAAAGGAAGAAAUCAUAACCAUGUUUUCAGAUGUUAAUGAUAGAAUGUUAAGAUAUAGAGGAGAUCCAACAAGUGAAAAGAUGCUUGUAUUUAAUUACAACUAUUCUAUUUAUAGGCAGAUUAUACUAUUUAUGGAGACUUAAAAUGGUUUGAAGUUGACCCUGAAGAAUGGGAAAAACCAGAAGAAGAAAUGAUUAUGAAGGAUGAAAAUGAUAUUGUUAAACAUCCAAUUAAAAAAGCAUUGAUAAAUGAAAGAAUAACUCAUGCUUUUGAAGCUGAAAAGUAUCCUAAUUUUUAUUAUUCAAGAAUAUUGUAAAGUGUUUUUGUAAAUGUUAAUGAUGUAAUAUCAGAAAUUGAAAAGACUGGAACAUACACUCCACCAGGCAUCUUCUUUAGAUUUUAUGGUUAUGUGUAUUUCCAAAUUAGAAGAAAACCAAUUAAUGUUGAAAAUUUGGUCAAAGCCUAAAAAUACAUUUCGGUAUACAUUUUAUCAUUAUAUUAGCUAUUUGAUUUAUUCUUCUAAUACUAAACACCUGUCUUAUAUUAUCAUAAUUAAUAUCUUGAAAUUCCUUUAAAACCUGCUAUUUUUGAUGUAAAUUAUUAUAAUUACGAUUUAAGAACAUUGAUUGGUUACCAAAUGCUUAUAUUAAUUCAAAACAAUAAGCUAAAAUCUACCUUAAUGGUAAACCUAAACACGUUUUUGCUAUGAGAAUCAAAUAAGGAACUGUUGAUGAAUCUACUUAAAGAUUUGCAUGGACAAACCAUUACAAAUGAAAAUUUAUAUACAAUAAAUUUAAG
Paramecium sonneborni is the source of this 1152-nucleotide messenger RNA. The record is from the annotation of a GenBank genome assembly. Lineage: Eukaryota; Ciliophora; Oligohymenophorea; Peniculida; Parameciidae.